AUGAAGACCUUUUCCAACUUCGUAGUUGCCACAUGCUGGCUAUUUGUGGCUCUAGCCCGCGGCCACACAGUCCUCUCCUACCCAGGAUGGAGAGGCAACACCUUCAUCACAAAUGAGACAUACCCCUUUGGGAUGCAAUGGACCUACCCAUGUGGCGGCCUCGGCGUAACGCGAAACAGAACCUACUGGCCCAUCAGCGGCGGCGCCCUCGCCGUCCAACCGGGCUGGAACUCGGGACACAAGACGGCGCUCAUGUACAUCAACCUUGGCCUUGGCGAGUCGCCGAAGAACUACUCCAUGGUCAUGGUGCCCCGGUUUCAGCUGACGGGGCCCUCGAACCAGGAGUACGAGGGGACGUUCUGCCUGCCAGAGGUGCCGCUGCCGGCUGGUGUGGCGCCCAAGGAGGGUGAUUUGGCGUCGAUACAGGUCGUGGAGGCCGCACAGCAUGGUGCGGCGUUGUUCAGCUGUGUCGAUAUCAUCUUUACGGAAGACGCGUCAAAGGUUACCCCAGUGACAGCGGAUAACUGCUUCAACUCGACGAACCUCAAGGUUGAAGCGGCGACGCUUGAGACGAAUUCCUCGCCUAUUACUGACCCGUUGUCCCCGGCGACCACAACUACUACUACGCCGAGCGCGUCUCCAACUAGUGGAGCUCCCCGGUUGGCGUCAAGCUUUUUCGGUCUCUUGGGCAUGUUGUUGCUUGUUUAA
Messenger RNA from Colletotrichum fioriniae, 708 nucleotides. RefSeq lists its product as uncharacterized. The record is from RefSeq and is a predicted model, not a curated record. NCBI's taxonomy places the organism in Eukaryota, Fungi, Ascomycota, Sordariomycetes, Glomerellales, Glomerellaceae.